AAAAGAAAAUAAGGGAAAACAAAUACCGCAUUUUUUCCGGAAAAUUUAUUCAAACAAUUUUCCAGAUUUUUAAAAUAUGACUAGGAUGAUCUAUGUAUAAUUCCUCUUUAUCUUUUGCUUCCUUCACUGCCGAAUUAGCUCCUCCCUCAAAUAAUGGCUCUUUCUUUUUUAGGGUAUGUGGGCAAAGUUUGCAUUGUGUUGGAAAUUUGAGGCCUGCAGAAGACGAUUUGCUCAAAUAUUGUCAGUUAUAUAUCUAUGAUCCUAAUGCAGCAGUGUCAUUCAGAAUGGAGCAACCUGGUAAUGAUGGUUGUAUAUGUGAGUUAAUGCAACUUUUGCAAACAUUAAUUAAUCAAGAAAACCCAUUUGCUCUUGCAUUUAAAAACAUGUCAGAAGUAGAGGAUGAAGAAAUCCGCCAAGCAGCUUUAGAAGGUGUGGGUUAUCUAGAGUUUAUUUUAUCAUGUUCUGCUACCCUGUGUUAAGUCCGACGGUGGGCCGAGCUCAGGCCGAGCUUGUUACAUCGGUUGAACAUCGGCUACUCUGUUUUUAGCAAAAUAAUAUCGGUGAAACGUCGGUUUUGUGUCUGUUGGCCGAUGAAUGGUCAAACAGACGUUCAGCCGAUGUUCAGCCAAUUUGGUUCUGUUUUUUAUUUUAAUGAAUAUGUUGAAUUUUAAAAAUGGCAGCAAAUCUAUCUAACUGAAGGCAAAAAAUUUUAAUGCAUAGGAAAGUUAAUUCGUUUACCUGUUAAAUUAAUAUUAUUUAAUAAUAUUAAUUGGUAUU
Messenger RNA from Hydra vulgaris (swiftwater hydra), 777 nucleotides. Lineage: Eukaryota; Metazoa; Cnidaria; Hydrozoa; Anthoathecata; Hydridae. The record is from RefSeq and is a predicted model, not a curated record.